UCUCCCCGACUGUAAAGAUGUCAGUAACCUACAACUCCAACAAGCAAGUCUAUAAUGGGCAUGAGCUUUAUCCUUCCUCAGUUGUCAAUAAACCAAAAGUUGAAGUUCUUGGAGGUGAUAUGAGAUCUUUCUUCACACUGGUUAUGACUGAUCCUGAUGCUCCUGGUCCCAGUGAUCCAUACCUUAGAGAGCACUUGCACUGGAUUGUCACAGACAUCCCAGGGACGACAGAUUCCUCAUUUGGGAGAGAAAUGGUGAGUUAUGAAGUGCCAAGGCCAAAUAUAGGGAUCCACAGGUUCGUAUUCCUUUUAUUCAAGCAGAAAGGAAGACACGUGAAUCCACCACUCUCAAGAGAUGGAUUCAGCACGAAAUUUGCACAAGAAAAUCAACUUGGCCUUCCUGUUGCUGCUGUUUUCUUCAAUUGCCAGAGGGAAACAGCUGCAAGAAGGCGUUGA
This is a messenger RNA of Coffea arabica (coffee), 455 nucleotides long. Its product is annotated as CEN-like protein 2. The record is from RefSeq and is a predicted model, not a curated record. Gene Ontology annotation, biological process: negative regulation of flower development; vegetative to reproductive phase transition of meristem. Gene Ontology annotation, cellular component: cytoplasm; nucleus. Lineage: Eukaryota; Viridiplantae; Streptophyta; Magnoliopsida; Gentianales; Rubiaceae.